AGCUGACGGCUGCAGAAGGAAGGAGGGAGGGAUCGGGCGACAUCUUGGAUUCAUGAGUGAACGGUGACCGCAGUCAGUGUGAAACACGGUACCGACACCAAACAGACCCGGUAACACUGAUCUCCAGUCAGAACACAACACAGAUCUGACAGCAGUGACCCGGUCCGGUCCGCUCCAUAGUGAUAGUGGACAGACAUACAGAGUUUUCCAGCAUGGCUUGUGAACACUGAGCAAGACCACCAUCAUGAUUGGAGGGCUCUUCAUCUAUAAUCACAAGGGCGAGGUGCUGAUCUCUCGUGUCUACCGCGAUGACAUCGGGAGGAAUGCUGUGGACGCGUUCCGUGUCAACGUGAUCCACGCUCGGCAGCAGGUCCGCUCGCCCGUCACCAACAUCGCCCGCACAAGCUUCUUCCACGUCAAACGCUCCAACAUUUGGCUGGCUGCCGUCACCAAGCAAAAUGUCAAUGCAGCCAUGGUGUUCGAGUUCCUGUACAAGAUGUGCGACGUCAUGGCGGCCUAUUUCGGCAAGAUCAGCGAGGAGAACAUCAAGAACAACUUUGUGUUGAUCUACGAGCUUCUAGAUGAGAUCCUGGAUUUUGGAUACCCCCAGAACUCUGAGACUGGAGCCUUGAAGACCUUUAUUACUCAACAGGGUAUAAAGAGCCAGCAUCACACGAAAGAGGAGCAGUCUCAGAUUACCAGUCAAGUUACUGGACAAAUCGGCUGGAGACGAGAGGGCAUCAAAUAUCGCCGCAAUGAACUCUUCCUGGACGUCCUGGAAAGCGUCAACUUGCUGAUGUCACCACAAGGUCAAGUGUUGAGUGCCCACGUCUCUGGACGCGUGGUGAUGAAGAGCUACCUGAGUGGAAUGCCAGAGUGCAAAUUCGGGAUGAACGACAAAAUCGUCAUUGACAAGCAGGGCAAAGGAGGCACAACGGACGACACGGGCAAGAGUGAGUUAGGGGGCAGCAGUGGGAAACAGUCCAUCGCGAUCGAUGACUGCACGUUUCACCAAUGUGUUCGCCUCAGCAAGUUCGACUCGGAGCGUAGCAUUAGCUUCAUCCCCCCUGAUGGAGAGUACGAGCUCAUGAGGUACCGUACCACCAAAGACAUCAUCCUCCCUUUCCGUGUCAUCCCAUUGGUCCGGGAGGUGGGCCGUACCAAGCUGGAAGUGAAGGUGGUGAUCAAAUCCAACUUCAAGCCAUCACUGCUGGCACAGAAAAUAGAGGUGCGCAUUCCUACUCCACUCAACACAAGCGGUGUUCAGGUCAUCUGUAUGAAGGGUAAAGCUAAGUACAAGGCCAGCGAGAACGCCAUCGUUUGGAAGAUCAAGCGAAUGGCUGGUAUGAAGGAAUCUCAGAUCAGCGCUGAGAUCGAGCUGCUACCCACUAAUGACAAAAAGAAGUGGGCUCGCCCACCCAUCUCCAUGAACUUUGAGGUACCCUUCGCUCCAUCAGGGCUGAAAGUGCGCUACCUGAAGGUCUUCGAGCCGAAGCUGAACUACAGCGAUCAUGAUGUCAUUAAAUGGGUGCGUUAUAUCGGGCGCAGCGGCAUCUACGAGACCCGCUGCUAACAGAGACCCCUCCUCGAGCGUAGAUGGCGGAAUAAACACGAGCAGAAUGAAGUUAUUCAUCGUCUCAUUUCUCCUCCCCAUCCUCAACUUUUAUACGGUGGUCCAUUCACACUGAAAACAUCAAUGAAGGGAAACGUCCGAAACCGUAGAUUUAAACUUUUCUCAUUCCACAAAUUCACUCUCUGUGAGAUGUAAUCCUCCCGUUGUGUCACUACAUACAUUCCAGAUCCUCAUUGAAUCCAUACUAAUGUGGGGCCUUGGCUCCUUUCCAUCACAUGAUUAGCACUGAACCUGUGUUUCUGCUUACAAACGGCAUCAAUGUGGCCAUUUCCUGCUCCCCCCACUUCUGUUGUCCUAAUCUGCUUAUGUGGACCCAGAAAACAUACUUAGUGCUUUUUUAUUGGGUAUUACUCACAUUGUUAUUCUUUGUGAAUGAUGAAUCAGUGGCCCCACAUUGUUAUUGAGUGUAAACAUUGCUCAUUCAAAAAAAUAAUAGUGUACGUAAACUAAUGAUGUAGUUUUUGUUUCAAUUUUUGUAUUCGUCUCAGUGUAAGUGUUUCUCAAUGUUACCAAAAUGCGCCGAGGUGAAGAUGAGGGUGCUUGAAUUGCAGCAACAAAAAAGCUAAUUACUAUCGCCUAAGUGCUGUCUGUAUACAUGUACCCUAUUCACUGUAAGAUGGAGUAAAAAUAUAACUACCACAGAGCUGA
Misgurnus anguillicaudatus (oriental weatherfish) is the source of this 2281-nucleotide messenger RNA. The record is from RefSeq and is a predicted model, not a curated record. NCBI's taxonomy places the organism in Eukaryota, Metazoa, Chordata, Actinopteri, Cypriniformes, Cobitidae.